AUGGCCCCAGAGAAACAGAAUCCUGUUCGAAAGCGUCAGAAAUACUCAAGAAAUGGUUGUUUGGCCUGCAAAAAGCGUAAGGUCAAGUGCGACGAGACAUUCCCCACCUGCGGACGAUGUGUAAAAAUUGGCGCAGAAUGCAUUUAUUACAGAGUCUUCAAAUUUCAGGGUGUCAGUUCUACAAAACCCAAGCCUGAAGUCCAGCUCGUGCCUCAAUCGAGGCCGGAAUCUGAACCAGAGUCAAAUGAUGACACGAACAAGUCUGUCACCGAAGGGCUAUCGAAUCUGUUGGCGAACCAGGAGAUGCUUUUUGGGGGGAUAGCUGGGCUGUCGGAAUAUUUCGAGAAUGAUAAUAAUAGCACGGAUCUUCAAUCAUUGCUACCAGAAUACGACUUUUCAAGUCUCCAGCUUGAUAACCGAGCAAGGCAGGCCUCAGACAGCAACUCAUUGACCUCUGAUUCGGUGCUGCGGUACGACUAUCUCUAUAAUCUUAGGCAAAGCUUUGAUGAGCGAGACCUGAACAAGAUUGCUAACUCGCUGCAUAUCAGUACAUUUGAGUCACUGCAUCUACAGGCAUUUGUGAAGGAUGUGCACUUGAUUCUGUUUCCUUUGGCAACCUCCUACCUGGACUCACCGUUCAUUGUCACCUUUCUAGCAGAAGCUCAGAAAAGUAACUAUCUACUCAAUGCAAUGCUGGCAUCGGGAGCCCGUUUUCUCACAGAAAAAGCGCGGAUUGACAAGGAGAUACAUUUGUCAAAGUAUGGUAGCCAAGCUGACAAGACUUACAUCGCCGAGCUCGAUACCCAGAUCGAUAUCAACGACAAAUACCGUGUGCACUACCUUUCCGUUUGUUUUCAGUCGCUCAGGGAUAUACUAGAGAACAUAGACAAUUCUGACGAGAAGGUGGAACCUGCGCUGCUCACAAGUUUGAUUUUGGCCGCAGAUCUGUCCUCCAAUAGAGACUAUCGCUGGUCGUUGCAUCUUCGCGGAGCAAAACAAUUUCUGGGGAAAUUCAUGGGAGAAAAGAGCAUUGACUCCGAUUCGCUGAUUCUCGCACGCUACCUUUUCUGUUCGCUGGAAAUCUCCUCAGGAAUAGCCUCUGCGGGUGCAAGCAGCUUGGAUUUGGACGAGCUGACCACCUGGAUUCCAAUUCCACUGAAUCACGGACCACUCUCUAAGCUCAGCAAAAUGGGAAUGGUUUUAGACGGAUACAUUGGCGACAGUUUCUGCGAAGGCGGGUUCAAGAUGUAUCUGGGGUACAGCGACGGCACGGCGGAGGUGGCGAAGGAGAUUGUGGCUGCAAAAAGGAACGAGAAGAUCGAUCCGUUCACCAUAGCACAUAUUUUUUCAGUGAUAGACAAAGCCAAACAGUUCCGCGUGGUGACCAACAAAAGGCCGUACAUGAUUCCGAUCGACUCGAAAUACCACCCUUUAUAUAAGGGUGCCGACAAGACGCAACUCUCCAUCUCAGGAUACUAUCAUAUGACGUCUGUAAAAUUGCGUCAAUUUUUCAUGAGCUCAGAAUCCUUAGAGAAUGAUUUUGAGCGAUACAGCUGGUUUUCGUUCUACGACUUCACCCAGAACAUCCGGCUGGAAACACUGUACUUGUAUGUUUUGACGUCCGAACAAUUCCUAGGCUGCAAGGUUAGCAAUCCAGUGGUUCAGCGGCUGCUGAAGAAAGUACUGGAAUCGUGCUCUUUCUUUAUCCAGCGAAAGCACAAGGAUAUCACAGACCUAGAGAGAUAUUACAACUCGCCUAUUAUGCUUGAAGAAACAGCUCCGGAACUUCAAUGCAACGAAAGCAGCAGCACGAUUUUCCUCGACGACGAGGAGUUGGAGACGCUGUGUCAAAAGCAUGUCUCGAGCCUCCAAGGAAUAGAUUUCGAUGAAUUCCUAAACAUCGACAUGGACCAUCGUAUCGCAAUGUUCCAAUGGUGUCUAAUUAUGUGUGCCUAUUGCUGCAUUGAUGCAGUGGACAAGGUGUUGGUGGACUGUCUGCUGCAUACGCUACUAGCCUUUGGACUGAAGAGUGUGAAAAUGUACAUCAGCAAAGUGAAAAAGAUCUGGACGCAGCGACAGCUUCGGUACAAAAGUCCUUCCGGAAAGGUGUUCACGCUUGAUGAAAGCUACGACCAGCAAUUUUUCACAAAAACAGAGUUCUCAUUUCUCUUCACCUAA
Ogataea angusta is the source of this 2178-nucleotide messenger RNA. RefSeq lists its product as uncharacterized. The transcript has a single exon. Bases 1 to 2178 code for a protein of 725 amino acids. Gene Ontology annotation, cellular component: nucleus. NCBI's taxonomy places the organism in Eukaryota, Fungi, Ascomycota, Pichiomycetes, Pichiales, Pichiaceae. Gene Ontology annotation, molecular function: transcription cis-regulatory region binding; DNA-binding transcription factor activity, RNA polymerase II-specific; zinc ion binding. The record is from RefSeq and is a predicted model, not a curated record. Gene Ontology annotation, biological process: positive regulation of transcription by RNA polymerase II.